Pelobates fuscus (common spadefoot toad) is the source of this 1773-nucleotide messenger RNA. RefSeq lists its product as uncharacterized. The record is from RefSeq and is a predicted model, not a curated record. The transcript is spliced from 9 exons. Lineage: Eukaryota; Metazoa; Chordata; Amphibia; Anura; Pelobatidae. The coding region runs from base 63 to 1592 and encodes 509 amino acids.
UGAGCUGAUUUUACUUUUAACUUGUAUUAGCUGACAGCAGGUUGUGUCUGACUUAACUGAAGAUGGUCUUCCCAAUAUCUCCAGCCACUGUCCCCUAUAUGCUCUGCAUCGUUGUCCUAACAGCUGCUAAAACUCAGCCCAAAGUACAUGACCUAUAUGGGGAGACGGGGACAUCAGUGAUCAUUCCAGGAGUGAAUCUCAGCAAUAAAACAUACCAUGAGCUAAAAAGGAUGAAUGGGAACCCUGACUGGGUGGUUCAGUACCACGCAGGAACACUUCUGCAUGUUAAGUACGAAAACCGUGGAUUUCUUUUCCCCAACGGCUCCUUCAAGCUUGAAAAUGUGACGAAGGCAGACAGUGGGACCUAUGUACAUCUGGUGAAUCAUGAGAUUAGAAUUACGACUAAGAUCACUGUGAUUGACCCAGUGGAGCAGCCUGUCCUGCAGAUGGAGUACGUGGGUGGUGAAACCUGCCAGUUAGGACUUCAUUGCAUUGGAUCUGGAGGCGGUGUAGCUUUUUUUAAAAACGGGGUAAAAAUAAAUGAGAAUAUAAUGGAGAAAGGGAAUGUCUUAUUGGUUCAACAAAGGCAGCACCAAUCCUCUGGCUCUUAUACUUGUGAGCUGAGAAAUGAAGUCAGCCAAAAGACCUCCUCUGCGGUUCAAUUUCAGCCUCAAGCAUUCACUUUCCACUGCUUUUGUGUUUGUGUCACCAUUGGGACCCUGCUAAUGCUGUGGAUGAUCCUCUUGUGUCGUGUGUUUGCUUGCUAUGAAAACAUGGGAAAAAAACAGGAGAAUGAGGACUCCUUAAGUAGAGUUUCAACAGAGAACCAAAACGGAGAUGUGAUAAGUGAAGCCAUCGUACCCACGGACUUAUAUCUGGGGAUCUUCAGCAUGUGUGGAGCAUUCUUUAGUUCCGUCUACGUUUAUGAACAGACAAACCCAUGGAUGUUACUGUUUUCUGCCCUUUUCAUAAUUUCACUAAUCGUUAAGAUUAUCUAUUGGAUAUCUUCUGCUUGGGCAAGAUGCCCAAAGAUUGGAGACUACAUUCUACAGAUUACAGAGUUUGUUGCCGCUGGAAUCUGUAUCUUCGCCUUGUAUCUUUUUCUUUAUAAAGACAUUUGUAUGAAGAUACUAUUUAAACAAGGCUGGAUAUGGAUUUCCUCCCUAGUCCCUGUUUUCAUCACCAUUGCAUUGUAUCUGAUCUCAUUUUUCUAUCUAAAAGCCAAAUCAAGGGAAAAUGUGUCAUCUGAUGAGGUUAGAUUCCGAAACCUACCAUCUGAAGAUGACCCUGCAAAAUGUGACAUGAAUGAGACAGUAGACAAUGAUCUCACUGCAUGCAAAGAUGAUAAUGGCUUGGAUAAGGAAUGCGUUGGUUUUAGUAAAGAAAAUACUUAUUCUAAAGACAAGGAGGUCAGUGAAGAAAUGAAACCGUGCUCUGAGGAAACUCCUUUCUGCAAGACUGAAAGUCCACAAGAGAUCACUAACACAGGACAAUCUAUUGGAAUUGAUGGAGGUCAAGAUGGGACUUUCCACGCUGGUGAUUUCAGAGAAGUAGGACAGAGGUCUGCUGGAGACUCUGUGGCAAACGGGUGAUAUUUAAAAAAAACAAACUGUAGUGAUUAUUUUCAGGUCUUAAAUACAGUAUGGAAAUCAUAUACUGCAUGCUGUUAAUGGUUCCCUCUCAUGCCAGAUCUAUAAAGUCAUUUGACACAAAAAAGUAAAUAAAAUAGAACAUUGGUGGGUCAGGCAUGGGUCAAUAUGGCUGAAGUUGCAG